This is a messenger RNA of Anopheles coustani, 5763 nucleotides long. RefSeq lists its product as uncharacterized. The coding region runs from base 584 to 5245 and encodes 1553 amino acids. The record is from RefSeq and is a predicted model, not a curated record. NCBI's taxonomy places the organism in Eukaryota, Metazoa, Arthropoda, Insecta, Diptera, Culicidae. The transcript is spliced from 2 exons.
GAUUGCGGACUAAAAUAUGUGGAUGGCGGUGUUGAAGAAAACAUCACGCUUUCUGCAAAAUUUAGCUUCUACUAGACGGGAAUGGCUACGAUAACGAUAGUUCCUGUAGUAAAUAGUACUUAGCAUCCCGCCAGUGCCCAGUGCGAGUGGAGGAACGUUUGAGAAAGUGUUUGCGAGAAAGUGAACCAGCAGCAAGUUCUUCCCUUCUACCCACCUGCCCCUUCACCGUCGUUACGAAGAGGCCUCGCGCACGCAUGAAUGCGUACGCGUGUAUGUGCCGAUUGUGUAUGAGUCUAGUGUUUCGCCGAGUGAAUCUAGGCGCGUGUGUGUUGACCGUGAAUUGCACACAAAGUACUAUCGCUGGUGGAAGGUCCUUUCGGCUCCUCUCCGCCUCACCUCGCUGGACAACACCUGGCUGUCAAAGGCACCUCAACUUUAUCUUACCGGCGCGUGCAGCGCAUUCCCCCAUUGGAACACCCCGUGUUCGACGACUCGAUCAGUCGCUAAACCAAUCGCAGUAGCCAGUUGCUGAGAAGAAAGGAUAACGCCCGCUUGCAUUACCUGAGGAGACGCAGAAGGCACCAUGAGCGGGGAAGACUUUAUUUAUAGCGCCAUCACUGAUGAUAACGUGGGUACGUUCGAUUUGAACGCAAUCGCCAGCAAACUCGCCAGCACGGAUAAGUUGGUGCGUGAGAGCAAACAGCAGCAGGAAGAAAAUGACCGGCUACGGAAGAAGAUUUCGUCCUUGCGCGAAACGGCACUGGAGAUAAAAAACCUAUACGAGGCGGAAUGCGCCAAGAGCGGCCGCAUCGAGGAGCAGCUAGCGACGGCGCUAAAUCAAUGCCGAGAGCUGGAACAACGGUGCUCAGAGGCUGAGAACGAUCGGGUAAACACCGGUCUACUGCUAAAGGAGCGGAUAGCGGAGUACGAUCGGCAGAUAGAGACGAACGAGGCACGUUACCGGGCGAUCGUAUGUGACCUGGUGCACUUUUACUCCCACGACCUGCAGCAAGGGGCACAACCAUGCGACAGUGCGGUCAGGUGGAAAGAGCUGAAGGUACACGCGGGGACGGCGAAAAAACUCGACCUUCCGGAAGAGGUGAGACAGUUCUUCAGUCAAAAUCAUCCCCCGGCACAUGCGUCUUCGCGCAGCAAGCGAAAAAAGCGGCCCGAUAUGUGCGACCAGGAGUGUCAAACGGCCGAGGACACCGGUGAACCAAGAAUGCUGCGAACCAGUGGCACAAACACCGAUGUACCCUACCCGGCACCGAGGUCGGAGCCCCAGGUGGAGAAGAAAACGUUCUGUGACAAAGGCACCAUGCACAGCACGAUGUCCACCAUCACGCGAUCGACAUGCACAUCGGCGUUCAUCAAACGGGUCGAUGUAGGAGUGAAUUUCCCCGAGAUAACGCACAAGUCGGUGGACGAAAUUUUGCGCGAGUGUGUCCCCCUGCCGCCGUUGCUGUUGUCUCCGAUCGUAGAGAUUCUUCCCCUGCGGAGGUCGGUGGAAAUACAAACCGAAAGAUCCACCGGUGAGACUGUCGUACAAAACAUCGUGGAGAAACCACAGCUCGUAUCCUGCAGUACAAUGACCAGUUUGAAAAACAUCCGCAAACGUAUCGACUAUCGGAAAACCGACGGUGGAGGGCCACCAGGAGGAAUGGAGAGAGGAGGCUUCCAGCAGCAGUACAUUAACAUCGCGGAGCAGCUGUACGCGAAGAAGAUCAAAAAGGAAGAGCAUAUGUCAUCGAUGACUCCUCCAUCGGUCGGUUUCGGGCCGGAUGACACCUUCGGUCGAAUGCAUCCUCAUCUCUCCACCAUCUGGACAUUGCUGGGGGAAACGAUCUUCUCGCUUAUGGGAAGUCCUGGUCGGCGGUUUGACGGCCAAUGCUAUAGCAUGAUCAACGAACAGCUUGCCACCAUCCGCGACAUGAUCGAGGCCGACGGGCGGCGUGAAUCGGAGCUGAUGAGUGCAAUGUUCUCCAAUGUCAGUGCCACUGUUGAGGCGGCCGCCGGUUACGGAAAGCAACGGGUGAGGCUUACCAGGGUGCCACCGGAGCAGGAACCACCUCCAUCGCCGGUCCCACAAUCUCCCGCUAGAUGUUUCCCGGCGGACGACUGUAGCGCUUCUCCGGCGGGCAACUUUGCUGAACACUGUACACACGUACGGCAGGUAGACAAUCUCCUCUCCCCGGCGGUGGUGGAGGAAACCGAGGCCGUCAAUGUUCCUCCUCCCGCCCCGACGAUCGGUGCAUCCUGUUCAACGAGGCAAACCAAAGACAUCAGUAAAGCGGUCAGCGCUUCAACAACACCAAACACCACCGCCACACCACAGACCAACGGUCAGUCCUUCAACGCUAACGUACAAUUGGUGGACGAAAUGGAAACAAACGUAGCUCCAAGCACAGACGAUGUCGACUCGUUAGAGAUUAAACGUUCCGAAGCAGCAAGCAAACCAGUUUCUAAAAUGAUGGACGAAGAAAACGAUCGGAUAGCAGAAGAGUUGCGCCAAAUGGAGGAAGGUGAAGAUGACACCAGACAUCCAUCAAACACGACGGGAGACUCUAGUGGCACCUGUGUUUUAGCUGCCCCAAUUGCAUCAUUACCUGAGGAGAGUCCGGUGGAGAGGCUGCUUAUAGCUGGUUCGACAAUAAUAAGCCCCACAACGGAGAGGAUAGGGUUAUCAUCACUUGGCUUGGCCCCUACUCCUACAGAGCCCCGGCCUUCGACACCGCCGAGGACAGCUGAAGCGAACACGAGUACCGCCACGUUCGUAUCGCCGAUCAAGGUGAAGGAAACGAAUGAUCUGGUGAAGGAUCAGUUCAAAACCCCCACUCAACCACCGAUCAGUAAGCGGAAGCUGCGCAUUCGUCGCUCGGGCGAACCACCCGCGGCCCUACCUCCUUCCUAUAGUCCGAAGCGGCCGCGUCUCGAUUCUCCUUCCGAGUCGGCAAGCCCAUCCCCCCCUUCUGCUGCCAGUGGCCGGAUAUCACCCACCACCGAGUUCCUGCUGGAGGACGAUUGGGAUACAAAGUUUUCCUCCAUCAAGGCGGCCAUGUUUUCGGCGAUCGAGAGUCCGUCGUACCGGCCACUUUCACCCAUUGCGGAUCGGAUCGACUUAGACGAAGAAAACGACGGCGAGGGCAUUGUUGUAGAAGGCGUGGAUUUAGAACUAGAAGAAGAAGAAAAUGGUGCACAGCAGGAAGAAAAGGAACUCCCUAAGGAACGGGAAGCAGAAGGUGGUCCACUAGUCGAAGCAGAAUCGGUUGAGAUUGUGCCUACAAUUGAGAGGAUAGAAGAUGGUAAAGCUGAUUCUGGCAAAGGAACCGAGGAGGUCGCGAUGAAGAAGGAUAGUAAAGUAGAUGAAAGUUUGCCAAUGGACAAUCACAAUUCCACGGGAAGUUCGCCAUCACCGGAAUGUACCGUAGUAGCAACUCGAGCAGUUGCCAAUGAUCCUGUAACGGCGGGAGAGGCGAAGGCCGAAGAACCAUCUGCACUUGAUGAAAAGACUUCCAAAGAAAGCGAUAAAAUCGUUGAAAAAGAACCGACUGCAGAUGUCAAAGAGAAGCUCGAGAAUGUGCAGGAUAUUGCUAAAAUGAGUGAGUUAGAAUCGCCUGCGAGCCCCGAUUGGGAUUCACCAAUGUCACCGCCGGCGCACGAAACCGGCAUCGAUACCCCGAUCAUCUCCACGACCUCAUCUACCUCCACGUCGGAAUCGGUGUACUGUUUGGAUUCUCCUCUAUCGCCACCUCCCGCCGCAAGCCCUGUCGAUAUUGACACGUCCGUACCCCCACCGAGGGUGAUACCGCUCGAUCACGUGCAUCUCCAUCAUUGCAAGCAACAAGCGCGCGGUCCGCUCGAUCAAGCGAUCGAAUGUUACAAGAUCGAGCGAAGGUCUGAGGUGGUGAAUGCGCACGCCGGACGAUUGAACGCCGAGGAGCAGAGCUCUAUGCAGCAGCUAACGGAAGCGUUUAAGCGCUACGUAAAGUCCCCGUGGACCGAGGCGGCCGUGGCCGAAGCGGUCGGCAAGGUGGUGGCGAUCAGUCAGGAUGGGCGAAUGAUCGCACGGGGCUUGCUCGAAACCUCUCUCUCGCAUCACGGAGAUCUCCUCGUCAAUCUCGAGUGCUCACCACCGGCCCCGCCCAUACCGGUUACGCAGCAGAAGCUGGUUCUUCUUGUGCGCCACCUCACGCCCCACCUUACCCACGAACCAUUCGAUCGGGUGAUGAUGCGCGAACUCGAUCGGCGCGUGUUUCAGCUGAAGGCGGCCGAAUCGUCGGGCGUACCGAUGCUGCCGGGCCUGAUCGCACUCACCUUCCUGUACAUUGGGCUGGAAGAUAGCAAGCCACCGACGGUGGUGCCCUGGCAUCGGACCUACUCGGUGCGGUUGUACCUGUUCAAGUGCCUGUACUACUUCGGCUACAAGUGUCUCCCGUUGGUGUACUACGUGCUGCGGGCUUUCCCGUUCGCCCUGCCGAAGAAGGGCAGCCCGAACUAUGACAACGCGGACGCAAUGAUCAGCACGAUACGAACGAUUCUCAUGAACACCAACUACAACGAGUCGGCGAACGGAGGAGGAGGAGGAGGCGGAGGAGGAGGCGGCAACGACUUGGGACUGUACAAAAAGCGUGAACUGUUCGCACUCCUCACGUACCACUACGGCUAUCAGCCGGGCAGCCCGACCUACGACGAGCUGGUAGUGAACCUGAUCGAAAAGAUUCGCGCCAACCGGCUCCGGAACGUGCCGCACGCGUUAAUCCUGGUGGCAAAGCGGAAGGGCUACGAGUGGGCCCGCCAGAACAUCAUCCAAAAACGGCUCUACCCGCUACUGAACGACUACCUCAAGCUAUUGGAUCUGAUGAACAGCAGCGGCGGUACAGCGGCAGUUCCUGCUACUGCCGGUUGUCCGGCGGAUCUGGCCGGGCUGGACGAACGUAUCGUCGCCUGCAUCUUCACGAUUUCGUCCAUCAUGAAGACGCACCCGCCGCAGGAGGACGUCUCGGGCGUGAUGCAGAUCUUCACCACCAUCGUGCAGCUCGCCCGAGGGAACCAGAAAAUCCAGGAGGAGGCGAUCGCCGGUCUGCUCAAGUUCAGUCGCUUCGGCCAUGCGGACAUUUUCGAGCGUAUCAGACACUGGCAGCCGACGUACCCGGUUAGCGACCGGGUGAGGCUCAUGCUGGCCACGUUGGUGCAUCGGAAAAAUUUACCGUUCUGGAAGCAGCUCAUUCAAAGGAAGAUCGUUUGAAAUGGCGCCCAGGUUGAGAUUAGCGUGAGAGGGAGCGGGUACGGUAGUCGUAGGUUUAGUAGGGCUUUGAACCGAUCCUCUCCGCAUGGCCGCAGUAGUUCGAUAACGUGUGGACCAUGUCGAACCAAUUGUACAGCAAGGUUUCGUUGAAAUAAUUCAAUGAUAAAUAGUAUAUUCUCUACAUUUCUCUAGUUUUCCUUCCCCCCAGCGAAGUUUUAUUUAGGUGAACUUUGUUGAGAAAAAGCAAUUCCCCCGAUAGGUCCUCCAUGUUCCCCAUAUACCCUCCGAUCAACAUUAAAUAUUGCUCUGUGAUUUUUUGGUUGCAUAGAAAAACGCGUAUCCUUUUGAUUAAGAACAAUCGAUAGUCUACUGUUGUUUCGGAUGCUUUUACACCCCACAUGUGUGUGUGUCUCUCUCUUUUUCUUUUUCUCCUGCCCCUCCCUCGCGCUGGCUCACCCAGCCCUGGUCAAUUAAGACCUCCUUGUUGUACAGUGCAAUGCAGCAGAAGCCAGUAUGAU